Mytilinidion resinicola is the source of this 538-nucleotide messenger RNA. RefSeq lists its product as uncharacterized. The transcript has 5 exons. NCBI's taxonomy places the organism in Eukaryota, Fungi, Ascomycota, Dothideomycetes, Mytilinidiales, Mytilinidiaceae. The coding region runs from base 155 to 457 and encodes 100 amino acids. The record is from RefSeq and is a predicted model, not a curated record.
GAAAUAAGCGGCCGGAAUAUUGCAUUGGCAAGGGGAUGUCGGGAAGGCAAUCUCCCAAGAGGAACGCGAUGAAUGCCGGCGUCGCUCUGAAGUAUAUCGCCACUGGCUGCUUGCAAAGGUCUUCAAGGCAGACUCCAAAGAUGCCAUCACGAUCAUGGUCCUUCCCAUUGAAGCUGGAGAGCCGAACUAUUGUGAUGCCGACCUUCCGCCAUACUCUUUACUGAGUGGGUAUGCUGGGCUGAACAUGUCUCCGAUGAUGCAAGCGCUCGAAGUCACCGCCCCAGUUGGGGACAUCCCGUACCAUUCCCUUUUGACCAAGAAAGAAGAGCCUCUUCCCAUUGCAGGGUCAGCUAUAGGAGCUCCAGGCACGGACCUCAUCCUCGUUGACUUGGUAGAGAAGGGCAUGAAAGCUGAAAAUUUGCCGACUCAGGUCAAAACGGGACGCUCAAUGUAUUGAGUUUGGUGCAAGAUCAUUUUAACCCUAUCUUUUGAGACUAAUGUAGCUGUCUCUUUAGGGGAAUAAUCCAGAGCUUUGUUG